AAAGGAAAGAAAGAAAGAAAAAGGAAAACAGUAGAAGCCUUCUUCAAGUUCGUUUUCAGCCUUCGGGAGAUUCCCACUCUCUUCUUAAAACCCUCGCUCUUCUCUUCGGGGGUUCUCUAUACGCAUGGCUUCUUUGGACUCGCAAACGGAGGCGAUUAAGAGAGCCAAGGUGCUCAUGGUUGGCGCCGGCGGGAUUGGUUGCGAGCUCCUCAAAACCCUAGCUCUCUCCGGUUUCCAAGAUAUUCACAUAAUAGACAUGGACACAAUUGAAGUGAGCAAUCUGAACAGGCAAUUUUUAUUCCGUCAAACUCAUGUUGGACAGUCUAAGGCUAAAGUUGCUCGAGAUGCUGUUUUGAAAUUUAGGCCUCACAUUAAUAUAACACCAUACCAUGCAAAUGUCAAGGAUCCUGAGUUUAACGUUGAAUUUUUUAAGCAAUUCAAUGUGGUUUUGAAUGGUCUUGACAACCUAGAUGCGAGGAGACAUGUUAACCGGCUUUGCUUAGCUGCUGAAGUACCUUUGGUUGAAAGUGGAACAACAGGUUUCCUGGGGCAGGUCACCGUCCAUGCAAAGGGUAAAACUGAGUGCUAUGAAUGCCAGCCAAAACCAACUCCUAAGACAUAUCCUGUCUGCACAAUUACAAGCACUCCGUCGAAGUUCGUCCAUUGCAUUGUUUGGGCAAAAGACCUGCUUUUUGCAAAAUUAUUCGGUGAUAAAAACCAGGGCAACGAUCUUAAUGUGCGUUCCAGUGAUGGUGCUGACUCAUCAAAGCACACAGAAGAUGUUUUUGAACGAAAUUUAGAUGAAGAUUCUGAGCAAUAUGCUCGAAAGAUAUAUGACCAUGUAUUCGGGUACAACACUGAAGUAGCAUUAGCUAAUGAAGAAACAUGGAAGAACAGAAAUAGGCCUAGGCCCAUAUAUAUUAGUGAUGUACUUCCUGACAGGAUCACCAAGAAAAAUGCGAAAGUGGAGAAUGGCAGUACUGAGUCAGCAGUUUCUGCUAUGUCAUCUCUUGGCCUUAAGAAUCCUCAGGAUGUUUGGAGUCUUGUGGAAAAUACAAAGAUCUUUCUUGAGGCUUUGAGGUUAUUUAUUGUGAAACGGACUGAGGACAUUGGGAACCUGACUUUUGAUAAAGAUGAUCAAUUGGCUGUCGAGUUUGUAACUGCUGCUGCAAAUAUUAGGGCAUCGUCUUUUGGCAUUCCUUUGCACAGUCUUUUUGAAGCUAAAGGUAUUGCGGGUAACAUUGUCCAUGCUGUUGCUACAACAAAUGCUAUUAUCGCUGGGUUGAUUGUGAUUGAAGCAAUCAAGGUGCUCAGGAACGAUUUUCAUAAUUACAGGAUGACAUACUGUCUUGAGCAUCCAUCAAGAAAGAUGCUUUUGAUGCCAGUGGAACCAUUUGAACCUAACAAGUCUUGCUAUGUGUGUUCUGAGACACCUCUACUUCUGGAGGUAAAUACCUCUACCUCAAAACUAAGGGACUUCGUUGAGAAAAUAGUUAAAAACAAGCUGGGGAUGAGUUCCCCUUUGAUAAUGCAUGGAUCGAAUCUAAUUUUUGAAGUUGGUGAUGAUCUUGAGGAAGAUGUUGCUGCCAAUUAUGCUUUGAACCUGGACAAGGUCUUAGCUGAGCUUCCUACUCCGGUUACUAAUGGGACAAUGCUGAAAACACAGUAUCUCUUUAAUUUUUGUAGAGGAGAAUUUGAUGAGGAGAAAGAACCCGAUGGUAUGUUACUAUCAGGAUGGACUGCACCUGCCGACAAGGAUAGGGUGGUCACAAGUAAUGGAGAGAGCUCCUCAAUUGUUACACAAGAAACAAAGGAAUCAGAUGAAGUUGACAUUGUUUCAGAUAAACAUGGAGUUGUGGGAACAAAGAGAAAACUCUCUGAACUAGCAGAAAAAACUGAGAACCAUGCAAUGGAACCUACUCACUGCAAGCAUAGUGCUCCAAGAAAUGAAGUUCCUGAAGAUGUUGGGGACAAUGACGAAGAGGAUGAUGUUGUCACGCUUGAUGAGAACCCUGAAAUUGGAAGGAGUAAAAGGUUGAAAUGACAGUAACCUUCAGUGAACUGCAGUGAUAUGGGGCCUACUCCAACCUAGUAUUGAGUAUCUACUUGUUCAUUCGUGCUCUUGACUUUGAUGAGUGUGGUACAAUCACUAACACUUGCCUGGGUUACGUUUUGCGUCAUUAUUCAGGUGAACUAGAUGUUAGGUUUUGUUUUUUUUGUAGGCGUGGUAAUUGUAUGGAGAUAGUGUGGCAGGCUACUGAUAUUGAGAAAUCUUUUGCAGUGGAGGAAAUGCUUUGUUUAUAUAUCAUAGGUAGCUGAGCAGUGAAUAUAGGUCUAAAGAACUUUCUCCGAGUACUCUCAGUGGGUUUGGGGGAAGCUUGUAAAACAUUUAGAACUAUGUCCAUGUUCUUUUCAUUGUUCAGAGUAUAAUUGUAAUUUAUGAGUUGGGAUUGGUCACUGACAGAUUGUAGUGACAGCUGAUUAAGUAGUGCAUUCAACAUAACUA
Molecule: messenger RNA, 2506 nt
Organism: Asparagus officinalis (garden asparagus)
Lineage: Eukaryota; Viridiplantae; Streptophyta; Magnoliopsida; Asparagales; Asparagaceae
Product: SUMO-activating enzyme subunit 2
Exons: 11
Coding region: 125-2044 (639 amino acids)
Biological process (GO): protein sumoylation
Cellular component (GO): SUMO activating enzyme complex; cytoplasm
Molecular function (GO): SUMO activating enzyme activity
Source: RefSeq, a predicted model, not a curated record